This is a messenger RNA of Diabrotica virgifera virgifera (western corn rootworm), 10398 nucleotides long. RefSeq lists its product as uncharacterized. Bases 529 to 1425 code for a protein of 298 amino acids. NCBI's taxonomy places the organism in Eukaryota, Metazoa, Arthropoda, Insecta, Coleoptera, Chrysomelidae. The transcript is spliced from 2 exons. The record is from RefSeq and is a predicted model, not a curated record.
CACGCACAUUUACAGCUUAUGUGGUGUUUUAUGAAUGCGACACGUCAGUAAUGUCAGUGUGACGUCACGGUAUUUAUUUUGUCUUAUUCAGAUUUAUGUUUACUCCAACAUCAAAUUUAUUCAAAAUCUUUAAAAAGCAUUUUACAUCAUAGUUAAUACUAUGAAUAAGUAUAAAUUUCGGUAUUCUUGUACGAUUUUAUUUAUAAAACUUCAAGUUCACUUGUCAAUUUAAAUGUGUGGAAGUGUCCAGAAAAACAAAACAAUAAUUUAUUAUUAUUUAACCUUGUCUUGUCUUCAAUGCAAUAUCAUAUUUAUAUAAUGUGCAAGUGAGAUGAUUUUAAUGCAUAAAGAUUAGUGCAACUUUGGGUAAAUCCCACCAGUUGACUUUUAUUGUUUUAUUUAAGUUUGUAAUUGCAUAACUGUUAACUACCAGUGAAAUCCACAAAUAUUCCAAGUUACAGAGUGUUAUACAUCAUCUUUAAGUAUAUUUAUUGUUAGUGCAAAGCAAAAUAAAGUUAUCUGAAGAAAAUGACCAUACCCCAUACCAUCAGCUCUCCUGGGACAUCCGGCCUAGAGUAUACCAAAAAAUUUUGCAAACAGAUGUUGAAAAACUCAGUGUUUGUGGGAACUUUUCAAGAAAAACUGCGUGUUGAAAAACUCAAUGGAUAUAGAGACGUGGUAAAAGUUAACCCAGGUGAAGAUAAAUUUAUUACAAAUUUAAAAAGUGCUAAAAAUAAAUUAGAUAGAGAAAUACUUACAGACCCAUGGAUUGGAAUUACUGAAGCUGAAGAAACGCCGUUUACUUAUAAAUUAUGGGUUGUAUUACCCACAACCGUUUUAGGAGAAUUCUGGUUUAGAGUUAAAACCGUAGAGUUUCUAGGCAAAGAAAUAAGACUAAAGUUGGAGAUAGUUAGAAGUUACCAAAGGGAAUCUACACCAAUAAGAAGUGAUAAUAUCAAUGAGAGCAUGUCUAUGAUUUUGCAAGAGAAGAAAAUUCAGCUUCAAGAGAAUUUCCUCUACUUUUUCAAGCACAUAUUAAUAUGGGAUAACAUAAAAGAAACUGUGAUUUUUGCUACAAUGCUUAUAGGUGCAAUAUUAGCAUCACUAUGUAGUGCAACAAAGUAUCUGUUAGAAUAUUUAUUAAGAUUAAUUAGAGAAAUAUCAGGUUUUGUUCGAGCAACAACACCAAUCUUGGUGAACUUCAUGGGUUUAAUCUAUAGGUGCGUUUUUAGUUUAUAUCACUUAAUAUAUAGCCUGUUCAGGCCAAAUCCCACGCCUACUCCUGUAUAUAACAAUUAUAUUACAUUUGAUCCUCAAACAGGAUUUGCUGAUCCACGUUCAAGGUAUAACCAGUAUUUUAAUAAUAAAGCAUUGCCUUAUUACCCAACGGCACGUAGAGGGCCUACCAUUACACCUUUAGAUUAAGUAAUAAUGAUAGUUCAGUUAAGUUCGCGUAUUUAAUAACAAUUAUAUAUCUCAUUGCAAUUGUUUUCUUUAUUUUAAAAUCAAUUUAUAUUUGGAUGAUUCAGAAGUCAAACUGUGUAAGUCAGCUCUGGUACACCUUUCAGGUCUAACUGUUCAAGUGUACCUGGUAGUGAGUAGCCCUAGCCGGCCUUACAGGAGUGACAUCUAAAGGUGAGAAACUAUCAAUGUAAUGUAAAUUUUAUAGGUUUCUAUUGAUAAUCUCGCACCCCACUAGUUUCAUCUCUUUUUAUUUCACAACAUCUGUAUCUGUAGAGUAGGGAGUGUGAGUCAAGUCCCACAGCAGUUAGGCCACAAUUGACCCAUUGUACAUCCUCCCAGGGGGUUGUCAUCCUUAGUUCAUUAUCCAUCCUGCCAUUUCCAGGAAGGUGGACAAAUCACCUGGUGACAUCUCCCCUAUAUCGGCAGGUGUAGGCCAAGGCUCGCCAAACGCAUACUCUCGUAUUGAUGAUAACUCUGGACAUUCACAUAGGACAUGCUCGAUAGUUUCGUCAUCUCGUUCACACAUCCUGCAUAGAGAUGUGUCUACUAGCCCCAGUGUGUGGAGGUGUUUUCUUAGUUGACAAUGGCCAGUUAAAAAACCAACGGUCAAGCGUAGGUUUUUCCUGGUCAUUCUCAAGUACUUUUCUGAUGCUGACUUCCCAAGGUUCCUUAGUGUUACCUAGAAGUCUACAUCCUGGCCCUUCUUCCCAUUUUCUUACGGUUUGCGUGUGGGAGUGACAUUUGACAGUUUCCGCGAUUGUUGUAGUCGACAAGCCAAAAAGAUCACAAGUUCCUAAGAGUCUUAGGCCUGCUGCCCUUCUAGCCAGCUGGUCAGCAAUACGGUUGCCUUUAUUUCUGUUGUGUCCUUUAACCCACCUCAGGAUGAUGUUGUUACCAUCCGAAGCUUGGGCUAGUGAUUCAUGACACUCCAUUACUAGCCCUGAUAUGACGCGUGGUCUGUUCAGGGUUAGUAGCGCUUGUCUGCUGUCUGUGCAGAUUAUUACAGUUUUGCCGGCUAUACCUUUCCCGAUUAUCUCUUUUGCGGCUAUGGAGAUACCAGCCAGUUCAGUCUGAACUACGCUGGCAUUUUUGCCCAUGCCCCAUUUUAUACUAAGGUUCAAUGAUCUGGAGUAUAUUCCACAUCCUGAGCCUUCUUUCGUUUUGGAGCCAUCAGUGUAGAUGCAAUAUGCAUUUGCCACGUUUGACUUCCUAUGUUGUCUUGUUUCGAUUUUGUAGGGUUUGUCGAAGACAAACGUAGGUUUAAUUGAGUCGCAUCCAUGGCCCGCAUGCAGAUGGGGCAGUGCCUCCAGCUCACCCUGCCGGAAACGACAUCUCAAUUGUCCCAUUCCUACAUCAAGGUUUGCACCCGCUGAGCGUAACCUCAUCAUCGUCAUCAGCGCCACCUCUCUGACAUAUAUGUCUAAAGGGGUAAUGCCAAUGAGCAACUCCAUUGCAGCAGUUGGUGUUGUUUUCAUGGCACCUGUUAUAUUUAGGCAAGCCAUCCGUUGAAUAUGGUUUACCAGUCCGAAAAUCAAUUUAUAUUUGGAUGCUUCAGAAGUCAAACUGUGUAAAUCAGCUCUGGUACACCUUUCAGGUCUAACUGUUCAAGUGUACCUGGUAGUGAGUAGCCCUAGCCGGCCUUACAGGAGUGACAUCUAAAGGUGAGAAACUAUCAAUGUAAUGUAAAUUUUAUAGGUUUCUAUUGAUAAUCUCGCACCCCACUAGUUUCAUCUCUUUUUAUUUCAAAUAUUAUGUUUUCUGUCUUUUGAAUUAUUUUGCCUGUUCUUAGUGCACUUAUCAUUGUAUUGUAUUUGAUUCGACAUGUUUGGUGAGUUUAACUACAAGAUGUAUUUAAAUAUAUUGCAUGUAUUUAAAUUUACAUAAUAUGAAGGGUGCAGGGGAAGAACGCAGAAUAUGAAUCCUACAUUCAUAUGUGUUUUCUGUGCUAAUGUAUGGGGUGGAGGCCUGGACCUUAAAGAAAGAAAUAAGCAAUCGACUAGAAGCAUUCGAGAUGUGGACCUACCGAAGAAUAUUAAAAAUAAGUUGGGUAGAUAGAAUAACAAAUGUUGAGGUCCUCAGAAAGAUGAAAAAGGAUAAGGAAAUUACGAAUACGAUUAAGAUAAGAAAGUUACAUUAUCUCAGCCACGUUAUGAGAGCUGAUAAAUAUGUGUUGCUACAAACUAUAAUGCAGGGAAAACGAAGUAUCGGAAGAAGACGCAUCUCCUGGCUCAACAAUUUGAGAAAGUGGUAUAAUUGCAGUUCCGUCAACUUCUUCAGAGCUGCAAUCUCAAAAGUGAAAAUAGCUGUGAUGAUUAUUAUUAUUACCUCCUUAAAGGAGACGGUACCUAAAGAAGAAGAAUGGGGAAGAACAGGAAUAGUCCAUUGGAUUUAUCUCGACAACACUGAAAAUUAAGAUUUAUCAACUUAUUAUAAAGUCAAUAUAAUAUAAUAUACAGUUGAAGUAUGUAAUUAUUAUUUUAUGAUUAUUCUUUAAAUUUGACUUUAUAAUAUGUUAUUAAAUCUUAACUUUUAACUUGACUGAAAAAAAUCCAAAAGGAAUAUUGUCGUUCUUUCCCUGUACCCUUCAUAUGUAUAUAAAUAUUCACAUGAAAAAUAUUGAAAAAAAUGUAAGGAUAAAUUUGUAAUAAUGCAAUUUGAUAUUUAUUUUUGGCAAUUAGGUAUAAUUAGGGCUUACAAUACCGAACUAAAAUCUGAAUACCGGUAUUUGAUAUUUGAAAUAUCGGGAUACCGGUAUUCUAAUGUCUAGUCUAAUUUCUAAAAAAUACUUAGGUUUGUUAACUGCUCAGACUUUGAAAAUACUCUUUCGGAAGGUACUGAUGUGAUGGGUAUUGACAAAUAAUAUUUUACAUAUAGCCAAAUUAAAGCUCAGGGAAAGUGGAUUUGUAUUUUUUCCAAAAUUCCAUCGGGUUAAUUUUUCUUGCAAAAUGUGCGCCAUUGGGUAGUAGACGUAAAACAUAAACAAUCGCUUUAUAUUGCUGACACCGCCGCUUCUCGAUGGUGCCAUACUUGGCUCGGUAUAUGUAAUAAAUGAGGCCGUGAGAGCCAAAGUGGCCUAACUGAUUUUAACAUUACUUUACAUAAUCAAAGAAAAUGUUCAGAGGCUAACAAUGUCCGAUUGUUUUAGUAGUUUUAUGUUGACAGUAACUAAAACAAUCGGACAUUGAUAGCUUCUGAUAAUUUUCUUUGAUUAUGUAAAGCAGGGGUGGGCAAAUACUUUUAAGCGCGGGCCAAAAUGAAAUUUUCAAAUUGUCUCCCGGGCCGGAGACCUAUACCCAGUAUGUAAGCUGCGCACACAAUAAUGUUUUUGGUGGAGGUUUUUCUCCGUGGUGGAAGUUUUUUGACAUAAAUACUAUAAGCUUCAUUUCAAAGCAUUUUAACAAAUACAUUUGACUGUUAAUAAUAAAUAAUAGUAAUAAUCAAUUGUCUGACUUGUGUGUACAUGCGAACAAUUUGUUCCCAGUAAAAUUACGAAAUUUUUAAUAUGGUCCAUUAUAUUAAGCCAUAACAGGGAUCCAGAUAAAAAUGAAAUUUAGAAAUUCAAGAGCAGCGUUUUUGAAGAUGAGGAAAUUUCUGAGCAACCAAAGAUUCAAUCUGCAAAUCUGAUAUCGCAUGGUAAAAUGGUAGGUCAAGUCAACCAUCAUAGUCAAAAUUCAAAGGUGUCAACUGAUCUAGUAUGGUCAUGUAGAAAAAAUGGAUGACGACAGGCUACCUAAACAAAUUUUAAAAUGAAGAGAGGAAAGCCUAAACAAUCCUGGCUGGGUGUCAUUCAGAAGACAAUGUCAGAAAGGAACGUUCACCCUGGCGAAUGCAACGACGGACGUAGCUGGAAACUGGGAACCGGAAGGCGGAGAAUCCUAUAAAAAACCUGGAUGAUAAUAAAAAAUGUUAUGUCCACUCUAUUCUUCAUUAUUGGAUUGUUAAUGCUGACUUAGUGAGAAAGCUGGAAGCUUUUGAGAUGUGGCUUUUUAGGAGAAUUUUGAAAAUACCAUGGACCGAUCGUAUUAUACACGAACGAAAUGGUGUUGCACAGAAUGGAAAAGGAACAGAGAACUUUGACCAUCAUUAAAGGGAGAAGGACACCAAGGAGAAAGAGCACAUACUAAUAAAUGAUAAGUAUGUUGUUGUAAGUUAUUGCAGCAGCUGAUUAUGAAGGGCAAAAUCGAAGGAAAAGGGCCCUGGUAGACGACAAAUACCCUGGCCGAAAAAUACUUGCGACUGGACCCGGGUAAACACACAGACGCUUUUAAGAAAAGCAGAAGAUAGAGAUUCAUUAUUUAUAUGAACACUACAGACACUAAUACUGUUGAUUUCAACAAAAUCGCAUAAAAGGGAUUAAGAACGUAGGCGCAAAAUUUCAGACCAAUGCUUUUUAAAUGCGUUCCUUUUUUUUAAUCGUGAGAAAGCUAAUAAAUAUUUUUGAAAAAUUUAAACGCAGAAUGAAAGAUUACAUUAUUACCGAAGGCCAAAAGUCCCUUAGAAUAAACAAAAAGUUUCUUUGGAAUGAGAUAUUUGAAAUUAAAAAUCACACUAUUUUUUUUUUCUUUUUUGUUCACCCCUGCGACUUACUAAAAUAAGCAUUGUAGAAGUUUUCAGGGACUUUCGGCCCUCGGCAGUAUAAUUUUCUCAGGAUUUGAAAAAAAUUAAUGCAUUUAAAAAGCCUUGCGCCUAUGCUCUUAAAAAAAAGCUUGCGGGAUUUUUCAACGGGCCGGAUAAAGUAAGCAAAAGGGCCGGAUCCGGCCCGCGGGCCGCCUUUUGCCCACCCCUGAUGUAAAGUAAUGUUAAAAUCAGUUAGACACUCUGGCUCUCAUGGCCUCAAAUAUGCCUGAUAAAGAUUUAAUACAACGAAAUUGUUUAUCUUCAAAAAAAAAUUAUUGUAAUUGAUUAAUAUUAUUUUAAAUUAGAUUUAUAUUGUGCUUAAAUUCAAUUUUUAUCAACUAAUGUAAUACCAAAAUACCGGUAUUUUUAGAUAAAUACCGGUUUUUAAUACCGGACAAAAAUUGUCCGGUAUUCUGGUAUUCGGGAUCCCGGUAUUGUAAGCCCUACGUAUAAUAUAAUACCCAAGCAUUGGAUGUAUCACAUUAAAAUAAGAUACAAAAUUAGAUAAACAGCAUCCUAAUUUAUUAAAUUCAUUAUCUAUUUUUUUGAGAAAAAUAUAAUAGCUAUUUUUAUAGAGGUGUUUCAGUGUUUUAGGUAAUAAUUUUACAAAAUAAACGAAUUUACAUUAAACAUAUCAAAUAACUUCAUCAAGAGACAUUACUUUUAAACAUGAAAUUUUAUAAUGUGAACAUAGACAUGGGCAUUUCUAUUAAUGACUAAUCCAAUCAAUGAAUGAAAUAAAUUUCCAAAUAGAUUGAUUAUAUUGAAGUUGCACAGGUACUUAACCCAUUAACGCCCAUUUUUUUGUUUCACAUUACAAAGUUAUAUUAUUUCAAGUUACAAAGUUCCCUGAAACUGUUUUACAUAAAUAUAGGUAUGUAAAUUUUUUAAUUUUAACCCGUUCUAUAAAUAGAUCACUGGGCGUUAAUGUUAUAAUUGCAAGUAUGUAUGAAUGUGUUAAAAAAUGGUUAUGGAAAUAAUAUUUUGUCGCUGUCAGUCAACAUACUUUUCUCAACUGUAAUUUAACAAUAUUAUUUGUCAAUGGCUGAUGAAGAAAUUUUCUAGUGAAAUACCCCAUUUUUAGUGAUUUUUUUCUCCUUGUAUGACAGCUUUAUCCUUAUAGCUCAAGUGUAAAAUAAGAUGGAGGAUAAGCAGUACACUUUACUUACUCUCUUUUAAAAGUGAGGUACCAGAUCUAGUAUUUUAACUUGGUCUCUGCUCUCAUCAAUUUUUGUAAAUGACUGAUUUCUGUAUGAAACAUUGUAGUAUAAUUGUGUUUUAUUUGAGAUUCUGAACGUUAACACUGCAGUAAUUAUAAGAUGCAGAGGCUGUUAGAAUAUCGUAGUAGAUAUUAAGUUUUUGUUUGGUGUUGUUGCAUUUAUAAUAAAAAUAUAGAAACUUGUGGUAUAUGGUAAAUAUUUAGUUUUUUUUAUUGUUUUAUUUGUGGGAAUUGAUGACAUUAUUAAACACUUUCAACAAGGACCAAGACUUAAAGUAGCUUAAAGAAACAUUAGGAAUUGAUUGUCAGAUUUGGGUUUAAUUUAAACCAAUUCAAGAUUGGACCACAUUACCAGAAGUGCGAAAUAUGAGAUAUAACCCAAGAGCAGUCACGCCGUUAGAAAAAAUCUAACAUUUUAUCCUUUUCCGUGAUAACCUUGAUGCUUUAAAACUGGUCGAAACAUAUUUUUAACAAGUAAAUAAAAUUAUUAUAAAAUAAAAAUUUGUUUUAAAUUUGUAUUAUUAAAUAAAAUCUAACGUGUGUCUGCUUAUGUGACAGAAGAGAAUGCGACUGUUCCCGGGUUAAGGCUCAUAAUGCAGGGUAAAAUUAAGGGUAAAAGAUCCAUACGUAGAAGAAGAAUUUCCUGGCUGAGAAACUUAAGAGAGUGGUAUAGUUGCAGUAGAUCUCAGAGAUCUUUUCAGAGCAGCCGCCAAUAAGGUACGGAUAGCUGUGAUGAUAGCCAACCUCCGAUAGGAGAAGGAACUGCAAGAAGAAUUCAAGAUUAUUUUUUCCUUAACUAUGAUCGAGACAUUUUCUGUUGCAGAUUUCAAAGGGGUUCUUUGCUUUUUUAUUAUCAAUAAUUUGGUUUCUAUAUCAGUAAGAAAAUUGUUUCUACAUAUUUUUAAAUGGUCUAUGCCUAUACCAUUGACUAUUGACUGUGUGGUAAAUUCUAAAAAUCUACUCAUCAAAGUCAUAGUUUGGAAGAGGUGUCUUAGUCUUAGUUGAAAUGUUUUUCAGAAUAGGUAGUUAUUAAAGUCGAUUCGCUAAUCUGAGACACAACUGUCUAGUGACGUUUUUUCUUAGGAAGUUAGGUUGCUAGACGAGACUGGAAAUUACUACACAACCAAGCAUACCUGCUCAUAGCAAAAUUAUUAAUAGUAAACAGACAUAAAUAACAUAAACCGUACGCCAAUCAAUAAUAUUUAGUUACACCAUUAUAAUGUAUUGAAAACAAAUGAGAAAAUUAUUUAUUGUACAAAAUAAAAAUAUUUUGUAGAAAUAAAUUCCACAAAAUUUUAUGAGUUUAGUAUACACUCACACUAUUUCCAAAAAAUUAUUUCUUUUUUUAAUGAAAGAUUCAGUUAAUUUGAGCAGUUAAUAGUGUGAGGUAGGAAUUUUUGUGUUGUAUGUUUCCUAUUACUAAUGUGUCAAAAUGAAUCUCGGCUAAGCGAAUUCAGUAUACCUACUAAAGUUAUACAGGGUGAGUGGGGAGGAACGCACCAAACUUUAAGUCUGUAUAAUAUACGUAAUAAUAAUUAAAAAUAACUCAUAUGUUAUUCGAUUUUCAUUUUGUUUCCGAGAUACGGGGUAAGUUUUUUUACAAACUAAGGAUUUUUUUUAUUGUUCUAAAACCGCUUGAGGUGUGCAAAUUAAAUUUGGCGGGUUUUAAGACGUAAUUGCACAUUUUUUGACAUACAAUUAAAAAUUUUAUAUUCACCAUUGGCGCGAGUACGGGUAUAAUAGUCUGAAAUUUUUUAAAGAUAAAAAUGGUACGCCACUGAAAUAUUUCAAAUUAAAAUUAUUUCUUGAAUGGCUCGUUCAAUUUGUGACAAAAAAUCUAUCUUCCCUUUUUUUCAUGCGACGCUUCGUUUUCAUGCAACAAAUAAUACAUCUCAACGCUUACAAAGUUUUCGACGAAGUUUCUAUAUGAAUGUUCAGAAAGGACAUCGCAGACAUCUUAUGGAAAAUAUAAUGUCACUCAAAUUCAAUAAAAUUUAUAUGAAUAUAUUCGUUUCAAUUUAACGAUCAAUUCUUAUCAUUGCGCCAACUCUUAAUUUUCAAUAAUAAGAGCAGAAAUUGAUAUAAAUCAAUCUGAAAUCAAAUGGGUAGGUACAUAAGUUAGAGAGAGAAAAAAAAUAUUUUAAAAUACCCAAAUUAUAGUUAGUUCAUAAAUCUUCUCCAGCUCUUAAGCAUCUUAUUAUAAUAGUUUCACUAAUCCGCUUAGGCCCAGCGGGGUUUAAGCUGUUUUGAAUAGCACCCAGAGCAAUAGUGAUUAUAACUGACAGGUUUAUAGACUCCAAAAAUGUGAUUUCGAUAAACUUUAAUUGCAAUUUGCGCCGUAAUUAAUCAUAAUUAAGAGUUGGCGCAAUGAUAAGAAUUGAUCGUUAAAUUGAAACGAAUCUAUUCGUAUAAAUUUUAUUGAAUUUGAGUGACAUUAUAUUUUCCAUAAGAUGUGUGCGAUGUCCUUUAUUUCGAAUACUUUGUAAGCGCUAAGAUAUUUUAUUUUUUGCAUGAAAACGAAGCGUCGUAUGAACAAACGGGAAGAUAUAUUAUUUGUCAGAAAUUGAACAGGGAAUUCAAAAAUAAUUUUUAAUUUGAAAUAUCUCAGUGGCGUACUAUUUUUUUUCUUUAAAACAUUGCAGACAAUUACUUGUACGCGCGCCAAUGGUGAAUAUGAAAUUCUUAAUUAUUGUGUGUCAAAAAAUGCGCAAUAACUAUGUCUUAAAACUCACCAAAUUUCAUUUGCACACCUCAACCGGUUUUAGAGCAAUAAAUAAAUCGUCUGUAAGAAAAAUUUUAACACCCCGUAUCUCGGAAACAAAUGAAAAUCGAAUAACAACAUAUGAGUUAUAACAUCGAUUUUUAAUUAUUAUUACGCAUAUUUAUUAUACAGUCUUAAAGUUUGGCGCGUUCCUCCCCACUCACCCUGUAUUUUGGGUUUUAGUUUUUAGUGUUAAUAAAACCAAAUAUGGGUCUUCCAAAGUGAUUAUGUUUGUGAUUUUAUUUAGCUUGAUUCUAUAAUUGUCUGUGUAUUUUACCAUAUUAUAUAAUUAUUUUAUCGAUUUGUAUUCUUAAAUAAACAUUUAAUAACAGAUUUA